UUUUUGUUUUUCGUCUGCGAUGAUGGCGGCCGUAGCCAGAUCCGACUCCGACUCUCACCAUGACCUCCCGGAGCAAGAGCCCGAGUUCGUCAUCCGCGCCAUGGAUGACCCCCACCGCCAUUGUCGACCUCCAGCCCCUCCGAGAUGCCAGAUGCCACGGCCGCCCGUGCUCCCGCCUGUCGUCGUUCACCACGGUGGCUAUGCCCUGCCUCUACGAGAUGAUCGCCGGAAAAAGUUCUCGUGUCUCUUCAUCACCAAGCUCACUCACUUGGCACUGAUGAUGUUCCUCGUCGUGGCGACGUUGGCGAUGACGGCGCGCCUGCCCAAGGAGUUGAUCACCCAAGGUGCCGCCGGCGUAGCUCGAAUCGCGUGCCCCGUCGCGAUUGCUCUACUUGCUGUCUCGUGGAUCGUCAUAUUUGCCGUGUGCGACGACGGUACCAAUGUCUACUACCAGCAGUAGCACCCCAAAGCAGGAUCGCUCUUUGCACAAGACGCUCCGGUCAUUAACAUCAGACCUUUCAACUUUUUUCUUUUAGAUUCACUUAGUUUGGUCUAUGUCUAGUCUAUUUUAGUGUGUAGAUUCACUGAUUUCAGUUUGUAUCUUGUUUAUUUUAAAAUUUCUAAAUGGUCUUACAUUAGUGAAGGAAGGGAGUAGAAGAUUUUGGAUCUUAUGCCCAUAAGGUGUAAUUAUAUGCGGACCGCUUAGUUACAGGAAA
Messenger RNA from Lolium perenne, 716 nucleotides. RefSeq lists its product as uncharacterized. The record is from RefSeq and is a predicted model, not a curated record. Lineage: Eukaryota; Viridiplantae; Streptophyta; Magnoliopsida; Poales; Poaceae.